AUGGCUUCUACAGAACCCAAAACCGUUGUGAUAUUUGGAGCUACGGGUAUUCAAGGUGGCUCGGUAGCCAAGGCCCUCUUGAGUGAUCCCAUCACUGCUCGGCAGUUCAAAGUCAGAGCAGUCACAAGAGACCCUACAAAACCUGCUGCCAAGGCUCUUAUUGCCCAAGGCGCUGAUGUUGGUGACCUCGAAGAUAAAGAGUCAUUGAAUUCAAUUUUGACCGGGGCACAUGCUUUGUUCCUGGUGACAAACUUUUUCGAGACCUAUGACGCUGCCCUAGAGAAAAGACAGGGCAAGAAUGUUGCUGACAUCGCUAAGAAAUUGGGUAUUAAGCACUUCAUCUGGAGCAGUCUCCCGAGUAUAUCCAAGAUUUUCUCUUACCAAGUCUCGAACAACAAGUUUACUGCUGCAGCUCAUUUUGACGGUAAAGCUGCCGUAGAUGAGUAUAUUCAGUCCUUGUCUAUUCCAUCCACAGUUGUUCGACUAGGUAUCUACGUUGAUGUGCUUCUGGACUUUAUUGCUCCCUUACCAACCAAUCCUCUGUCCUAUGGACUUUGCUUUCCUGGUACCUCCAACUGGAAAACGACACUGCCAAUCAUUGACCCUUCUGCAGACUUGGGCAAAUUUAUCAAAAUUGUUCUUCUCAACCCAGAUAAGACGAUUGGUCAAAGUUACAACCUUGCCGAGAAGUAUUACACUCUUGACAAGGUUUCCAGCAUUCUCCAACAGCGAGGUCUGAAAAUUGCGCCAAUUCCUGUGGAAUUAGAAACAUUCAAAUCUGGCCUUGCAGCAAAAGGAGUGCCCGAGUUUUUCCAGACAACCAUGGAGCAUAUCAUUCAAUACAUAAUCGAGUAUGGUUAUUUUGGCGGCGAGGGAAUUGACGCGGGUCUAGAGCUCGUGAACGAGGCGCUCACUUCACUUGAAGACUCUUGCAAGACGAACUCGAAAAUUGGCGAGCUUAUCAAUCAACAGUGA
Molecule: messenger RNA, 975 nt
Organism: Talaromyces atroroseus
Lineage: Eukaryota; Fungi; Ascomycota; Eurotiomycetes; Eurotiales; Trichocomaceae
Exons: 5
Coding region: 1-975 (324 amino acids)
Source: RefSeq, a predicted model, not a curated record